This is a messenger RNA of Porites lobata, 16339 nucleotides long. The record is from the annotation of a GenBank genome assembly. Lineage: Eukaryota; Metazoa; Cnidaria; Anthozoa; Scleractinia; Poritidae.
AAUAAUACAUUGCUGGACAGGGAGUCGUUUGACUACAAAACACUGGAAACUAGUGUAUUGACAGCGGUAAGUUGCUUGAAUAUAAAAGUUAUCAUACUUACAGAAGCUUGAAGUUUCUGUAGGCCAUAUUCUGGAACCAACUGGCGAAUCGAAUGAGAAAGAUAAAAAUAAGAAACAAGGAGCCUUCCUAACCCGAUAGCAUCAGCCCUUUUUGCGUAACGGUUGUUAAAAAACAAACAAACAAAAAAAAAACCUUUCGGCGCAUCUUUCAGCUCGCUGUAAUUUUGCUUCGAGGUAUUGCGAUAGUGGAUACAAUACAAAGUCGUUAAAAUUAAGCUUCGAAAGUUUCAAUGCCUCAACUAAUUGCUUCUUUAAACGCUUUGGGCGCCAUGUUUCUGAUCUUCUUGAUUGUUGAUAGAGCUGCAAAGCACGAUAAUACUGUCUUGGUCACGCGAUCAGUCUACUAAUGUGUGAGGUGACUCUAUCUAACACCAUUUACACUUAUCUGGGACAAUGGAUCUUCUAAUUUUGCACUCUCAGCUUGACAUUUUUUCUGUGCAUAUCAUCAUUUCUUUGGUCUAUUUUACAUUAAACAGUAAGUUGGAAUUGCUUGACCAGACUUCAAGGGUUUUCAUGGCGCUAGCGGUAGCGUCCAGAUCGGAAGGGGAGCAGUGCUUCAUGAAAGUCGUGUCGUCUGCAUAUUGGUAUGAAAUGCCGUGCAGUCAUGGUUAUCGUUAAGAUCAUUUGCGUAUAAAGUUGAUAAGGCUAGCUCCAACAUCGAACCCUGUUCUACCCUGAAUUGCACGUCAAUCAGCUCGGAUGUUUGAUCAUUCACUCGUGCAAACUGUCGUUUUUCACGCAUGUAACCCAUUUGUGCAUUUUUUCAAGAAUCCUGGUGUGAUCGACCGUAUCGAACGCCUUUGUUAAAUCUGGAAAUACAGGCAUGAUUUCAUCUCUUUUCAUAGCUUGGAUAUUGUCAUCUCUGAAGCGCAAUAAUAACGUUGUUGUUAAAUGACCUUUUCUGUAGUCAGGGAUCUUCUCAUUAAGUAUGCUGUGUCUGUCGAUGUGUGGGCGUUCGUACACUUUGGAGAGCACGGGUAGGAUAACAAUUGGUCUAUGAUCAUUAUAUCCCCUUGGAUUGUUAGCUUUAGGUACCUGGCAUAUCUGGAGGUUUUCAGUGCCUUUGGAAUGGUGUUUUUCUCAAUGCACCUAUUUAUUCUGUCGGUCAAUGGUGAGGUGAUGUAAGUGUAUUCUGAAACAAGCUUGAUAGAAUUAGCAGGGAUUAGAUCAGGCCGGGUUGCAAUCAGUUCUGAUCUUUUUUUUUAUAAUUUGCUGCUCGAUCUAUUUAAAGGCGACUUUACGAAGCACGAAGGAGUCACUUUCUUUAGAUCCCAAUAUUUUUUGAGUUGUGCUGGUAAGAUGUCUGUUCAACUCAUCAGCGUUCUGGCACGAAUGGGUUUUGAAUUGGAGUUGAGGAUUCGGUGAAUCUUGCGAGGUAGUAUUUUGGUGAUUUCGAUGACAGUGCCUUCUGGUAAUUGAUCUCUUCGCCUGCUCCACCUAAAUUCCUUACGUCUCUGAACUUUUUUCAUAUAUCCUCCGAUUUGAUUUGGUGAGCUUGACAACGAAGCUGUUUCCUCUGUGCCUGAAACUGGUGGAUGUCAUUUGAUUUCAAGAAUGGUACAGGAGGGCGCGUAAUUCUGACCUUCUUUAACGGGACGAUUUGUCUAGACAAGUCGGGAACAAUGAGUUAAAGCGAGAGGCAUUUACUUUAUAAUAUUCACCCAACGAGACGUAUUCGAAUAAAAUCAAGAAUACAAAGCCAUUGAGAAGAAUAAAAUCGAUGACAAAAUAAAAUAGGAAUCAUGAAUCACUGAGGUCGAAAAGCUAGCCCAGUUUGAGGAUUUGGGGAGACCUAUUCUUACUUUUAAUGAGUAAUUUCAGAUUUUAUCUACUGUCGACUAAGUAAUAGUACUGUUGGACUACAUUUGAUCUGUUAUUUGAUUUAAUAACACCUGUUUUAUAUUCAGGUCCAUUACUUUGAUGUUCAUAUUUUUUUCCUCUUUUAGAUGUUUAAGGUUUACAGCACCUGUUCGCAAAAACGGCUCUACCGAGUAGCAGUUGAAAAAUUCAGGUAUCUAUUAAUUAAAGGGAAAAAAUACCCAAUCCUUUUCUUAAACGGGCUAAUUGUGACGAGGGUAUUGCCGUUUUAGGUCAAUUUGGUGCUACGAUUAUCACUUCAGCAAUACAAAAAAUGCUCUUGUAGAGAUAUGAAUGAGAUAUCAAGCAGAUCUCGUCAGAGAGCACUAACCAUAUAUAAGCCGUUUUGGUGCUUUUUGCAGCCAUAACAUAAAAAUUGCGGUAGAAACAAAAGACAGGAGAGAGAUUCAGUGCCUAAGUAAUUAUAGUCGUAAAUAACAAAACCGAACCAUUUUGUCUAGAAUUCAGUUGAUAAGAUAGAAUUCAGCUGAUCAAAAUAAUGAGACUCUGGCAGCUCGGUGAAAUACAGUGUGCCGUACAGGCCGAAAAAUCAUAACCUUUUGUUAUUACCACUGAUGCAACAUUAGAACAACAGACUUUCGCUCACUUAUCGUCUUUAAUUAGUAUCACCAUUUUUAUUUUGUUCCUAGCCCUGGCAGUGUUGUGGCAACGCUGGUCAUGUUUUUCGGUAGUUCAGUCUCUGAGCCUCUGAAACCUUUGCAGGAUGAAAUUGCUGACUCCAAACUUGGCCAGUUCGCCGUUGGUCGUCAGUUGUAUAUUUACCAGCCGAUCCUUCCUCCAACGACUCCCCCAUCAACAGGUGCAGACAUUUUAUUUUUAAAAAGAUUUGCUUACACGUAUGUACGUAGAAAUAAGCCUAUAAAUGGUCGUUUCGGUUGGAACGAGGUGAGAUAAAAGGAAAGAGUGAAAAUUCCCACAUUUGCCCUACCCACCCCUAGCCUUUUGAAAUCAGUAGCUUUGUUGAUGUGCUCUAUCACUGUAAUUUUUGCGGAAGAAAGAAUCGAACAAGCUCUCAUACACACAUAGGUAUAUAUUUUUUCAAUGUUGUCUGGCGUACCUCAUCAGAGAACUGCCGGCAUAAAAAUAGGAGAAACUCGUGAAUAGACCUUUCCGCAUUUCGCGCAAGUGAGUAAACAUAAAGAAAUGAGGACGGGGCUCGGGUGGAAAAUUUCAUAUAAAUCACUGUAUUUUGUCCACCCGAGCCUCGAGUUUGUUCCUUUGUUUACAGGAAUGCGAAUAGUCUAUUGUGUUAUAAUUGCAGACGCCCAUUAACUGUUAUUGACGCCAAGUAUUUUUUCAAUUAUUUUAUGCAGUACCGCAACUGGAUUCAUCGGACACACCAGCGAACGCAAACGAAGGUAAGUGAUAUUAGUCCUUCACCUUUUCUUGGACUGUUGUCUUCUCUUAUCAUGAAAAACUGGGGUUGUGUUUCAUAUGCCGAAAUCUGAAAUAAUCGUAAGUAACAAAGGGUAGAUAACAAUAGACGUCCGUGUAUGACCAUGGAUAAAGAACGGAACAUGAAUUGUAGAUUGAAAUCAAUGGAUUUCGGUAUAGGGCGUUUUCACUCACCUGGCUAACAUCUUUGCAUAUUUAUUGGAAUAAAAGAAACCGUUUCAAUAAUGAAAGAAGUCAACUCCCAGAGGACUGGUUUGGGACACCAAUUUAACACUAUCAUUCAUAUUAAUUUGCAUAGUCACACUAAUCCUUUAACUGACUUUGUUUUGCGAACAGUUUUGUCUCACCAACACAAUAGAGGAACCGACAAGAGUGACAAACAUGAAUAAAUCUCUAAUUGAUGUUAUCUUUAGUCAAAUGACCAGAACGUUCGGCUACUAGUGAUCAUGACCUUAAUAUUUACAAUGUCAGGAAACAGAGAUUACCGAAGUCUAAAGUCAAAGUAAUUAAGUCUAGAAGUAAGAAACACUUUAAUCAGAAUGACUUCCUGGCUGAUGUAGCAACAACACCUUGGGACACUGCUUUUAUUUUUGGCGACAUUGAUGAUGUCUGGGCCUACAGGUAUAAACUAUUUAAUGAAACUGUAGAGAAACACGCACCUUUUAUGAAAAAGAGAAUCCGGUCAAAUUAGCUCCCCCGGAUCAAUGUAGAGAUAAAGAAAGCAAUGCGAUUGAGAAACAAGUUGUACAAAAUAAUAUCAUUGCCACCCUACUAAAGACUUAUGGGAACACCAUAGUAUGCAAAGGAACUUAGUUACUAAACUGAAGCGAGUCGUAAUCAAACCUUUUUGAGCUGACUCUGCAUCUACUGCAACCACACCCAACGGUUUCUGGAAAAGACUGUAACCCCUGCUACCCUCUGCAGGGAGAGACGUCUUGCAGGAGGAUAGUCCCUUAAUGGAUGAUCGGAAAGUCGUUAAAGAAGUGUCAAAUUUAUUGAACACUUUCUCCUCUACUCCAAUCCUGGAUCAGUCCGCCCUGAAGCUUAAGUAGGGAGAUUUUUUGACCCACCCUAGCAUCACCAUUACAUUACGUGACUUCAAGCUGGGCUUUUCCUUCCAACCAGUACGUGUCUCAUAUAUUGAAACUCUUCUGGGGAAAUCAAGUGCAACAAAUCUUGUGGAACUGACAAAAUAAUGCCCAAGAUUCUUGAAUUAUCAGCGCUAUCUAUAGCAGUUCACCUAGCAAAGCUACUGACUUAAUCUAUGUAUUACUACUUCUACGUGGCCUGCGGAGUGGAAGCUUAACCAUGUGACGCCCGUAAUAAAAAAGGAUGAUGCCACAUCAGUAUCAAACUAAAGACCUAUCGGUGUCCUGUCUGUCAUACCCAAGAUCUUAGAAAAGGUCAUGCUUGACCAGCUUUGCGAUGCUUUUCAACCCUUCCAACACGUUUGGAUUUCUUCGAAGAAAUUCAUGCUGCACAGCUCUGGUCAAAGUGGUCGAUGACUGGUCUCAGUGGCUUUAGAUUCCAAAAAGGUUACUGGCUCCAUUGCAAUUGACUUAUCCAAAGCUUUUGAUUCCAUGUGUCAAAAUUUUCUUGCAGAGCUACGUGCUUAUGGCGUUGGUGAGGAGGCAAUUGCCUUUUUUGCAUUUAAACCUGUCUGGUCGAAAGCAAAAAGUUAAGUUAACGGAGGUUUCUCAGAUUGGUUACCGGUGUACUGUGCAGUGUGUCUCAAGGCAGCCUCCUGGGGCCCCUUCUGAUUAAUGUAUUUAUCAACGAUCUUCUUCUGCUCAACUUUCUUCCCUGCGGCUCUACGCUGAUGACACUACCGCCUAUGCAUCCAAUACCAACAUUUCAGCUUUGGAACUGUCUCUUAACAAAGAUCUUGAGAAUCUUUCUUCCUGGCUUGCCACAAAUUACUUGUCCGUCAAUGGAAAGAAAACCCAAGUGAUGAUCUUGGGUAAGCACUCUGGAUAUGACUUCCUGAAUAUUCUUGGAGUUCAUAUCGACCAUAAGUUGUCCUUUUUAGACCACCUGUCAACUUUUUUAAAGGAGGUCUACUCCAAGGUUGGAGCUCUGAGGCGAAUUAGAAAGCUGGUGCCUGCUGACAUCUAACUUGUGCUGUACAAGGCGAAAUGUAUACUUCCACACUUUGAAUAUUGUAGUCCAUUACUAUUAGGGAUUAACAAAACGCUGGACCAGAAACUUCAAUCUGUAAACUAUUAUGUUAAACAGCUUAGAUUGUGAUUCCAUACUUUCUGCUGUAAACAUGCAAUCACUGGAACAUAGACGGUACUUAAUCAUUUUUUUAAGCCUGGUUUCCAUAUGAUUGCUACGAUCGCUGCGAUCGCAGCGACAAAAAGAGUUCAGCGAUCGCAGCGACAGGACCGAUCAUAUGGACACCACAUUCCAGCGAUCUUAGCGAUCGCAGCGACAACGAUCACUGAGAUAGAAAAAAAUUAUCUCAGCGAUCGUGUUCCAUAUCAUAACUAUGUUCGCUGGCAUCGCUGAACUUUCUUUUCCCCUCGGGGAUCGCAGCGAUCGAUAGAAACCGGGCUUUAUCUUCCUUUUUAAAUGUAUAAAAGGAAACGGGCCUGACUGUAUUUCUAAUGUAUUCGAACCUCGUCUAUUGCGUUACAAUUUAAGGAACAGUGAACACAAUCUCACGCAACAAUCCUAUAAUCAUCGAUUUUAUCUCACUUACAAGGCUUAGCAUUUGUGGAAUCAGCUUCCUUCUUACAUUAAGAAAUGGGCUGAGUUGAAUGAAUUUCAUAAGAAUUUGAGACCUUUUAACAUUAUAAACUUAAGGGACAGUUGUAAAUGUAAUUUUUGUAAUUUUUGUUUUUACGAUAUCUUAGAAUUAUUUUUAACUUUUUUUUUCUUGGGGUAUUUAACUCAUUCUCAUGGGUUUUAUAUAAUUAGUUUCUAAUUAAUUCAGUGGGAUACGGGAGGGUGUUGCUUUGAGUAUUUCUAACAUAACAUUCUCGGAUAUAUUAAUUUUUAUCUUUUUUUUAAACAUUUAUGACCUUUUUAGACUACUUUUACUGAAAUGGUUUACUAUCAUUAACUAUUUUUAUCGUCAUACAUCUACGUUUCAUUCAUGAGCGUCCAGCUCGGAUGAUCGGGGCAACCCCAUCCCACGUAUUGACAGAAAUAAGUUGAUUGACUGAUUUAUUGGCCGCCAUUUCAAUGUUUUGGAACAUCAAUAUGGCCGCCGUGACGUCAUGUGAAAACGCUUUAUAAGAAAGUCUACCCCAAAAAAUGGAAACAAACAAAGUUCAUUUCAAAUUUGUUUCGCAGAUAAAAGACGACGCAAACGCACAUCAUAUGCAAUAUCAAAGCCUCUGCGUAGUACUGAUAUUAUUUCAAUUGCGCAGCCAUUUUCUGAUGCUAUUAAGAUUUUUUUUUUCCUAUCCAGGUGUUGAAUGGAAGAAACGAAGUUUACUUUUACAUGCAAUUUACUUAAGUGUCAUUUCUUUGCUUGUGGCACUUAAUAUAUUACUGGUCGUUCGGAGAUGGAGAAAACCGGUACCCAAUGUUAAAGGUAACUGACACAAUUUCUUUUCAGCAAAAUAGUAAGUCAUCUACAACGGAUUUUUAUAAUUAUUCGUUGAAGAUUUUCUAGGCAGGUGAAUUAAAUACAAUUAUAUAUUACUAUCUUUCUGAAAGACCCUUUUUUCUAUGUCUCUAUAUUUCAAUUUGCAAAUAAUACACAAGUCAAGCUCGUUGCAACGUCAUCAACGUACAGACAAUUUACAUCACAUUACGGAUUUCUUUUUUAACAGGUCUUGCUAAAGUAACAAGGUACGUAAUAACUUGAAGUGUAUAUUUUUACAAGUAUUAGCAUUGCAAAAGUUAACAUACCUCGUUUACGAUCGUCUAUAAGAUGUAUCUUAUCUGGCAACAUGAGUAAUUGAAAUUGAAGGAAUGAUCCUGUCAUUUAACUCAGAUGAUGUUUUUCUUUACUUUUAGGCUUCCCAAAACAAACAUUUUUGACACGUUUUUUUCUUGCACGUAGCUUCAUUUUUUUCCCAUAAAAUAUCAAAAUAUGUGAUUUGUAUUUCUUUUUAGUUUCAGCAGGAGAGAAGAAACCUAUCGGGACUUGGAGGUACACUUAUAAGCCAUGGAAACUGUCUUUUAAAAAAAUGUCACGCAAAGAAACAAAAUAAUAUUCGAGACUACGAGAUACAAAAAAAAUUGAAAAAUCUGAUUUUGCGAUGUAAAUGAAUUAAAUUUUGUUACAAAACUACACAAGAUUUGUCAGCAAUCAAACCUUUGUCUACAUUCGUCUUUUUAUUUUUUCUGAGUUUUCUUCGGUGAAGAUCAGUCAUGCAGUAUAACUAUUCUUUGCGUCUGCAAUAGUCCAUUUGCAUGAUGGCGUCAUUUUACUACUACGACCAGAAUCCUUCGGGUCUAUGCUUUCUUGCGCAAAUUGGCACCUUUGCUAUUUAAACCUUGCUGGGAUUACCAAAUUAGUAGAAUGACGCUAUCGUGCAAAUGACCUAUUCAGCCGAGUGGGCAUGCAAUAUUAAUUCUGUAUGUAGUAAUUGAUAUAAGUUAAGGAAUGACUUUAUAAUUAUUUGUUACAGAACUCUUAUUAACCCUCCGACGUACAUGCAAAUUUUGCAGUACUUCGAAACGAUUUUACCUUCAGUGGAAAGCCUUUGAUCUUCUCUACACGAUAAGGUAUAUUUUAUGGGUUGUAGCGUUGCUGGGGGCCUGUGACGUUACCAACAAUUGUUGCCAUCUUGGAUUUUACCAAGAAUUAGAAAUCAGUUUAAAACCGCGAGAAAUGGUGAUUUUUUGUGCUUGAGAUUAAAAGUAACACAAAUUAGAGCUUAGCAUGAUUUUAGCCACAAGAUUUACUGUUAUUGUUGACAAAAGUUAAAAAAGACAUGUACUUUCACUCAAAAAUGACUUGACCACCUCCUACUUAUGACGUUAUAUCUCGUAACCAUAGAAACUGACCAACACUGAACUUGAUUCAAAAACCUUGGGGGGGGGGGGGGGGUGGCAUCCCCCCUUCCCCCCUUGUACGCCGGAGGGUUAAAGAGAACAGAAGUAAUUGAUUAUAGCCUUAGAUAAAUGCAGAUGAAGAAAGAGGAUAAAUAAUGCUUUUAAUUAUUCCGUAACAGAGUCAAGGAACGCCACUUGCAGAGGAUAUUACUUAUAUUAAUACACAAGCUGGGGUGGAGUUGCAUACACAGUUACCUUCGUCGCAUUCCGAGCAGCAGUUGUAUGAUGCCUGCAGCUACACACCACCAAAUCCAGAAAGAAGUAGCUGGGAAGUGAGACGAACAGAUGUCACCAUAGUUAAAGUCAUUGGGAAGGGAGCAUUCUGUCAGGUUGCAAAAGCGGAGGCGUGGAAUUUAAAUGGAUCGAAGGGUGUCACUACCGUAGCUGCAAAAAUGCUCAAAGGUGAAUAGUUUAUGGGUAUAACUCCUCUUUCUUUUCAAAGAACGAAAAAAUGGAUUUGCGCCAAAUUUUUUCAACGCAAAUACGAUGCUAAUUUGUGCAAACUGAGGAAUAAGUCUGAACAAAGGUGGUUAAUGCUAGAUUUGCAUACAUGUACCUAUUUACACCUAUUUACCUCAGUUUGCGCAAAUUAGCAUCGUAUAUUUGCACUGAGCAAAUUUGGUGCAAAUCCAUUUUUUCGUCCAGUUUAAGUACAGUUUGUCUUCGCAGAGCUACAUGAGAGUCGUUUUCUGUUUUUCUCUAGGAAAAGCACCAGAUUCAGACAGAAAAGAUCUAAUGUCAGAAUUGGAAUUGAUGAAAAAACUUAAACCUCACCCUCACGUAAUCAAACUUAUGGGAUGCGUCACUGAGACAGGUAAUAUCCAUUCAAAAAGUAACAAGUGAAUUUUAAAAAGUGAACAUAAGCCAAGAUCAGCUUAUUACAUGUAACUACACCAUCCUUGCAGAUCCCUUACUUGUGCUAAUUGAAUACAUUCCAUACGGUGAUUUGUUGGGGUUUUUGAGGAAGAGUCGGGGCCUCAAGGACAAUUACUAUAAGAACCCGGAUAUUAAGCCAAAGACAACUCUGACGUCGCAGCAAUUGAUUCAGUUUGCUUGGCAGAUCGCUGAUGGUAUGGAAUUCCUUUCUUCUAACAAGGUAAGGGCAAAGAGUGAAAGAUUUAUAGUGAUUUUGUAUAGCAUCACUUACAGACAUUCACCACUGAGUCGGAAUUGCCCUUGGCUAGUAGUUAUAUUCCCAUCUCCCAAGAAGCGUUUUUCUUUCUUUCUGCUUGUUUUCCUCCGUUUUCUUCUUCUUUCACAUUAUUUACUUUGGCAAGUAUCGUUUCGUAUGCAAGGUUAUCCAUCGUGACUUGGCAGCAAGAAAUGUUUUGGUUGGUGAAGGAGAGAAGUGUAAGGUGACAGAUUUUGGGAUGGCGAGGGAUGUAUAUGGAGAUGACAUUUACAAAAAGAAAAGUCGGGUGAGUAAUAAAAACCCAAUUUUUUUAUUUCAUUUGUUGUGUGUUUUUUAAUAGGCAAGUACAUUGUGGAAGACAAUAAAAAUCGCAAGUUCUAUAUAAUUUAUUUACCUUUAGACAAACAGUUACCCUGUGGGCAGUGGUCCCUCCUUGCCAAAUGUUGCAGGAGAGAAAAGCGAGCGAUCAUUUGGUUCUUUGAUCGAGCCGCCGUCCGGCCUCAUGGACGAAUAAAUUAACUUUGUCAAGUUCAUGCAACUCUGCAAGCUUCGAUUUACUCUACCGGUUUCGUUCGUUCAAAAAAUACUUUUUGCGCCCAGUCAGAGACAAGCAUUCGAAUGAGUCGUGCAACUGGUUUGUUAAGGGUAGCAUCCAAGGGUUUCUCUCAGCCGUUGUUGAAAACUUUGGCCGCCGUUUAUCCCGACCUGACUGACCGCCACCGCUUGCAGAGUAACCAACAGCUAGGAACAAAUACAAGACAGAACUAAACGAAAAAUACACAAAACAAAACAAAAACAAAGAAACAAUAUUCGCCACUAAGAAUUGGCAAACAAAACAAUAUAGUCAAUUACAAAAACAGUUAGGCACACUCGGAAGAAUGUUGAAAUUAUCCAUGUAAAUGAACUCUUUAGGGUCGUCUUCCAGUUAAGUGGACUGCUUACGAGGCAUUACUUUAUGGGACCUAUACUACACAAAGUGACGUGUAAGUAUUAAAAUUUAUGAUGCGAUAAGUUUUUGCACCUCUACUUAUUAACGAUAGCAUUGUUAGUGACGGCCACUAAUAACAUUGUAAUUCGCAUUGUCAUUUGGUACGCGAUUCUAAUAAUCUUUAAUUUCAAAUAUUGCAUGAUACAUUUCCUUAGCAAUGAUUUAGUCUCAACGGCGCCGAUGGUCAAUGAUCUUUAAUAAUAAUAUGCAAAAGAUAAGGUACUAAAAACGUUUAUUUAAAAAAGUCCUAACAAAAAAUAAGUACUUUGGAAGUUACGAGAACUCGUUACUGCUUGUCACACCCGAGCAGCCUUACCCACUGGUGAUUUUGUUGAAAUUCAUUUUCAAAACAUAAACUACUAAAAGACGCGACUUAGCUAAGACACGUCUUAUUCUAGAACAGCCCUUAACACCUGUUCUUAAGGUACGUAAAAACGGGAAACAAAAAACGCGCAACUUGUUUUGCAACAUUGCUGCAAAAAGGGUUGAAUAGCGAUGUUGCGCGUUUUUCCACCCACAUCAAACCUGUCUUGCAACAAAUCAGGCUGUUAACAGGUUUAAACAUGAGUGGUAAAACGCGCAACAUCGCUAUUCAACUCGUUUCGCAGCAAUGUUUUUCCGUACCUUCAGAUAAGACGCGUCUUAGCUAAGACGAGAAAAACCUUCGCGUCUUACGUAAGACGCAAACGCAUAGUACGCAUGCGUUAAUUUUUGGCGGGAAAAUUUCCGCUUGCCCCGCGUCCGAUUGGCAGGCUACUGGUAGGGAAAAGCUGUUUAUAAAUUACAACGCGUUUUCGUUUCCUUGGUGAUAAUAAUGAUCGCCUUUUUCCCGAGAAAUAUACAGUGAAAGACCAUAUUUCUAAUACUAAACUAGAAAAAGGCGAUCAUUAUUACACCCAAACACGGCACAAGCAUCUUUUUUUCCCAUUACAAUCUUAUUCUAAGAAAACUUUAAGAAAAAAUGCCCGAAAAGCGCUCGAAAAUGCAAACGAAAUGUGCUCAUGCCCCCCUGGGCAUCCUAUAAUACUCCUUAAAUCGAAUUAAUUCAAUAUGGCCGCCGUAUCGUUAAAAAGGUCUAUUAUAUAUAUAUAUUUAACAAUUAUUCCACGAGGGCGCGUUGGAUAUGAGAUGAUAGAUAGCCAACGAGGCGCAUAGCGCCGAGUUGGCUAUAAUCAUUUCAUAUCCAACAAGCCCGAGUGGAAUAAUUGUUUUAUUAAAAACGCCCACAAAAUCUCGUUGAAUCGCCCCGACUAGAACAAACCGGAAAAGACAAGGGACUUCCGCUAUUGACAUGUUACACGUCUAUCAAAACUGUCAACGCGCGAACGGACUCGCCUAUAGACUGCAUGAAUGAAAAAUCAAAACAUUGUGCGAUGAACAUUAGUUUUUUAAAAACUCAUCGUGAUUCUAGGAUUUUACACAGCAGAACAGCUUAAAAAACCUGGCAGAUAAUGUGAAGGAAAGGAAUUUUUAAGUGACAGCCGUGAAUUUGGAUUUUCGGUGCAGUUAUAAAAGUAAGAACAACGGAGAAAAACUACCGGUAUUACCUCGGUCGCUUGUUAUGAAGUUGUUUGAAGCUACAAACUGGUUUUGCUGAACGAGAAAAGAAGCUAUACUGCCGCCUCGAUUGCUCUAGUGAAUGGCUGCAUAGCCUGUAUUUGUAGCUGGUUACUUGUGAUUUAUAUUCUUGAUGUCGGAUAAACAAGCUGCAGUUAUCUAUCGGCGAGUGACUCGAUCGGCGAAUGGCUUCGCGAUCAUGAAGAAACAACACUUGUCUUCUUUCGUAGCUAGUCAAGGUACCUUAGUUCCAUGUGUUUUCAUGUGUUUUCGACAAACUUUCAAACAAGCUCUUGUGGCUUUUUUUUUGUUUUUGUCUUUUUCUUUCGUUGAAAUUGCAUUUCUAGUAUUCUAAGAAAUGAAUUAAAACGAUUUGCUUCGGGCGCCGUUCUAUCCUUCGCGAAAAAAAAUCUCAGCUAGCUUCCAAUUUUAAACUGACGCGUACACCGACCAUAUAUGGAGAACAUGGUAUAUUAGCUCAUAUACCAUAACGGCUAAGCCAAUCAAAAUGCUAGAAUUGCAUUAUCCAAUGAUUCAGUUUUUAAUAAAUAUAUAUAUACAUAUAUAUACAUAACAAUGCAUUGCAUUAUAUUACAUGUACAUUAAUAUAUCAUAUUUAUAUUACAGGUGGAGUUUUGGUGUUGUUCUGUACGAAAUAUUCACUGUGGGUAUGUUUGCUUUUCGCAUAACUGUUUAAAGACAAGUUGCGAGCUAAAGAUAAUACUGCAUGCGACCUAGAUAAAUCGAAAGUCUUCUGUAAAUCAUUCAUUGUAUCUUCUAUGUUUGUUCUGUUGUGAAAAUGAUGAUUAUGUUAUGUUGUAAGCAUUUCUUUUGCAUAAAUACAGUAGAAUUACUACCCUGCGAGCAGAGGCUACAUUUUCGCUGUGUUAGCUGGCGUGCGAAAAGUAUCCUCUGCCGACACCCGUUCAAAUCCGUUCAGAAAUUUGGAAGAAUAAAUUAAAAAAACGGGUUUUUUCCUGUUGUUGACCGGUUUAGAGCACUGCGUGAGUCUUGCGUGAAUCUUGCAUAGCAGAUGAGAGUUAGCGCAAUUUUUUUAUUCCCGCGAAACUUGCGCCAUUUGACGACAGACCUGACGAUUAAUUUUGUUUGCGAAAUCGCGUGACGAAUUUCGUGCAUGCACGAUAGAAAAUUAAACGGUUGUCAGCAGAGGCUACUUUUCGCACGCCAGCUCCUACAGCGAAAAUGUAGCCUCUGCUCGCAGGGUAUAAAAGUACAGGAUUAAAAAAUAAUUAAACACAAUUUGAUAAAUUGUGGAGCUCAUUUUCCUGCAACGUCGUUGCCGUUCGCGUUUUGCAGGUGGAUGUCCGUAUCCUGGCAUAGAGGGACGUGAAAUUGCAAACAAACUGAAAAAUGGCUACAGGAUGCCAAAACCGAAACAUAUUGACCAGAACCUGUAAGUACUUUUCUACUGGUGCGAAGAUAAUUUCUUUUGCAAGCAGUUUAUAUCGAAUUUUAUAGAGAAUUUGUUUACUUUAUGCCUUCAGUGCUUUCGAUGGAACCUAAGAUAUGUCUGUUAUCUAUAAAUCUUUCUUAAUCUUACCUUUUUUAAAUUCAAGGUCAUUCCUUCAUUCAUGUUUAGACUUUUCGUUAGCUAAUACGUUUUCUCCAUAAAGGAGAAAAAGUCUUAAAUAUUGAUAAAUUGUUCUUGAAUCGUAUGUUUGAUAUAUUAACUGUUGAUUUUUUUCAGUUCAAUUUGAUGGGACUCAAUUUAAUAACAAUUAUAUGUAAUCACUGUUUGAUUAUAUCCUAUUCUAUUCUAAUUUUUUCUCUGGUAGUUAUGAUCUUAUGCUUCAAUGCUGGCAACAAAAGCCCGAUGAGCGACCAACAUUUUCUGUACUAAAGGAUACUCUGGCAGACAUGUUGCAGAAUAACAACGUAUGUGUAAUUUAAAACUUUUCUCCUCUUUUUAACAACGACAAAAGCAUUAAUUAAUGAAAGAAAACAAAACAGACCCCAAAACUUCCUUUGACAGGGACGGCACAACAGUUACCCCUUCUCUUGACCUCUCUGAAUAAUGCAAGCUUUGUUUUCAAAAAACAAAAUAUAAUAUCAUUAUGUUAAAGAAGCUUCGUCGUCUCUUUUAAGAGAUUAAGGCCCCGUCCACACGUGUUCGUAUAUUUUUGAAAACGAAGAUUUUCCCCUCAGUUUUCAAAACAAUAUGCGUCUAUAUGUAAGCGUACUCGAAUCGUUUUUGCCCGUCCAAAUACGAUAGCAUACCUUUCAGACCAUGCUCAAUGCUAGUAGUAUGUGAAGGAUGGCAUUUUCGUAUUAAAAAACCUCCGUUUUCGUCCGUCCACACGUAAAAUAGAAGGCAAGGUUUUCAGAAAUCUCUUUUCUAGAGAGCGUUUUUGAAAAGAUGCGUUUUCGGUGACCGUUUUAACCUGAUACAUGCGGAUGGUAGGCCAACUGACCGGGGAAUUUUUUUUCUAUAAAAAGAGAUACGUGUGAACGACGCCUAAAGCGUGCACACUGUCAAUCUUCGUAAGAUGAAAUUAACAGGACUUGAAAAAAGAAAACAACAGAGAGUUGUUGCUCGAUUUUUACGCACUGUGCGACAUAAGAUUAAGAGUUCUGAAAUUUAAUUGUACACUGUAGAAACAAAACACUUUUCCGCCACGAUCGUUAUAUUUUACAAGUAACGUGAUCUACUAAGCUACAGUCAUAAAAUCUCAGAUUAACAUUUCAAUGACGGACACGAUUUCAAGACAAGAUUAUUAAAGACCAAAACCCUCUCUUUAAAAGCAAUAAACACUUAUGUGACACACUACUGUAUUUUGAAUGCUCAUCUGACUGACAAAACAACUACUGUAACUGCGACAUAAAAUUGCGUGUCAUGGACCUAACAAACCCAUCGAAAAGAAGAAAAAAGACCCUUCCCAGUGACGUGUAGUAUUGUUCCCUCUGAAAAAAUCUGCAUUGUUCCCUCUGAAAAAAUCUGCAUCUUUACUUCCGGUAUUGUUUUCCUCUUAAACAAACAAAACCUCAUUCCUAGGUGUAGUAUUUCUGAAUGUUUAGUUCUAGCACUAGCCGCCCUAUGUUUGUACAUUAAGUAACAGAGCAUGCGCACUGGUUGUAAAUGAUUAAAAUGUGGCCUGAAUAAUGUUUGUGGUUAAAUCCUGAAUCAUCCGUUAUAGUUAAAUCCAGCGAUCCAUAAACACAUUAGGACCGUCACUUCCACAAUUUUUUUUUUGCAUUCAACCAAAAUGAACCUCUCUAACAGUCCUCUAAUUUGAAAUUUAGCAUUCAAAACAGAAAUCUCUAAGCGCAGAAAAAAAAAUUGUAUGCUGACCUCUUUUUUGCGUAAAACUCUAGUAAUAACUUAUUAACAAUUAUUCCUCAAGCUCGAAUGGACUCUGAGUUAAUAACCGAAUGGGCUAUUGACUCAGAGGCCAUGAGGGCGAGAGGAAUAAUUGUUUUAGUAAAAUCCAACUAGUUAGUCGAAAAUAUCGAGAAUGAAAAUCUUUUAGCUGGUUAAAGCUAGACUUUUUGGCCGCCAAAAGGCCCGCGCUUCUCGCUACUAGUGGGCUAUAACAUAUAGCCUAGUAGUAGCUCAACCAAUCUGAACGCAGUAUUGAUAACAGAACACUAGUUGGAUUUGACAGCAGCAUUGAUAAUAGACCACUAGUUGGAUUUUACUAAUAUCGUAUAUUCUCGAUAUAUGAAACAAGUCUAUACAUUGUGUGUAGUUAUAAACAAGCAUCCGGCCAUAAGGCCCUCCCCCCCGGAUAUGAACCGUCCUUCAAACGCAUUAAAAUGAAUUCGAUAUAUCUCGGCGUUUUGAAGCAUAAUUUCAAGAACACAGUAAAUGCAAAACCAUUUUUUGAUCGGCACUACUACAGGUUUUUGGAAGCGUUUCUUUUCCAUUACGGAUAUAAGCCCCUCCUUAUUAAAACCACUUACAAAGAUGAAUAAGCCCAGGGUUUAUAGGCGGCAGUUUACGGUAUUCUUUUAAAGGAGGAUGUUAAAACAAAGAAGCUGGAACUUAGCUGGAGUUUAAAAUAGUUGUUCUUUUAGCGAGAAUGAAACGUGCAGUUGGGCUUUAUGUCACCGCACCGAAGAUUUGGCAAUUUCGUAUUAUUUACAAGUCUGAUAUAGUAAACGGAAAAAUAAGAGACAUAUUGUUUUAAUUUACUGACACACAACUUUAACUUUUUUCUUGACAGCAUACAUACGCUAACAUGGAAGAAUACAAUACCCAAGACUACGGCUAUAUUGACGAUCUUUUGGAGUAG